Rotaria sp. Silwood2 is the source of this 1047-nucleotide messenger RNA. The record is from the annotation of a GenBank genome assembly. Lineage: Eukaryota; Metazoa; Rotifera; Eurotatoria; Philodinida; Philodinidae.
AUGUGUCGACCAAUCCAAUUCAUUUGUACAUUGAUCGAUCAACAAACAAGCGUCUCUGCAUUCAAUGAAGCAUCUCGUUGGUAUCUAGUUCAAUGUCUUCGAGUUUUUCAAUGGCGUGUUCCAUCUAUUUGGCAUUUGAUUCAUGAAAAAGCGAAAGAACUACUCGAUCAUCCAUCGAAAUGGAUACGAGAACGUAUUGCUACUGUAUUGUCGAUAUCAUUUGGACUCAAUAUGACAUUAUUUGAUGGUAAAUCAACACGCCAUCCCAAUGCCAAUCAAUUUAUCGAUAUGAUACGUGAACGAUUGCAUCAAGCCAUUGAAAUCUAUCAAAAGAAACCACUUAUCAAUAUUUCCGGCUCAAAUAUUGAACUCGAUGUUGAAGCUCGUCAAGCAUUGAAUCUAAUCGAAACAGUGAUUGAUAUACAUUCAAAUUUAUUUAUACGAAGUCACCAACCAAUUAAGGAAGGCAUUAUUCGUUUAUUUCCAUAUCUUUGCCAAAUUGAAAGUAUUGUUACCAAUGAUGACGACUUUAAAAAACGUUUAGCAUUUUAUCGUAUGCAUGUCGGUAUGGCCUAUUUAAAUGCACAUCUAUUAGAAACACUUAUUCAACAAUUGGAACACGUUUGUACGGCUGAAAAGUGGCAUGCACGUCGAGGAGCUAUUGAAUUCGUUCAAAAUAUGGUCUUUUGUAACUUAUUCAAUGUUCGAUGUCAUGCUAAGCGAUUGCACGAACUUGUAUUCAAAUCUUUGUUUGAUGAACAACUAGAAGUACGAUUAAUUGCAUCGAAAACCUUGUCAGGUAUUUUGGGUCUUUGUUCUAUUGUUCUUUCGAGUCCAUAUAAUGUUCCGAGUUAUGUACCAGAUGCCUUAAUGGCUCUGUGCAAACAUUCACAUGAUCCUCAUUUAAUUCAAAAAUCGAUCAAAGAAUGUAUGUCUGAAUUUCGUCGCACACAUUAUGAUUCUUGGCAUGAACAUCGAACAAAAUUUACUGAUGAACAACUUGAAAUUUUAGCCGACGUUCUCGUUUCACACGGUUAUUACACUUAA